Messenger RNA from Cuscuta campestris, 1916 nucleotides. Lineage: Eukaryota; Viridiplantae; Streptophyta; Magnoliopsida; Solanales; Convolvulaceae. The record is from the annotation of a GenBank genome assembly.
GACUCUUGCCUUUCAAACUAUGCUAGCGACAGUAUUAAUUGCUCAUUUUUUGAUACUUCUCAACAAUAAUACACUCCGUCUUGCACCUUAUGGCGUGCCUUGAGUUUUUUCCGAGAGUUGAAGCCCUGAGGCUUGGAGCAAUGACUAGGUCUCCUGGAAAUUAUGCAUAUGGAAGUGAUGGCGAAUGUCCUGGUGCGUGAGUCAUGAGGCGACGGCAUUGCAAAACUACCAUUCAUUGAUGAAACCCGGCUCCUUGCAGAAGUUGCAAAAGUUGAGAAUACAUUGACGGAUGAAGAAGCACGAAGAAACAGUGUGAUGUUUGAUAUGAUAUUCAUAUCGUUAUCUCAUCCCCUAUCUCCAUACAUUUUUUCUCUUGACAAUCGCUGCAAACAGUUAACAGACCAGGAAAAGGUGGAAGCAAAGGAGAUAAUUGACCCAGGAGCAAGUGGUGGGAUGAACGGUUUUUUAUCCCUUUGUUCGGGAGAUCCUUGCCCUACAAUUUUCAGAUCACCUCUUCAAGGCAUGGAAGAUAUUAUGGAUAACCAAGUCAUAUGUGCAAUAUACAGACUUCCAGAUUCUCAUGAACACAUUACUCGACCUCCAAGUGGGGUUGUUAUCCCCAAAAAGACUGUGGGAUUUGGUGACAUGAAACCGGAUCCUGUACUUUGGCACGAGGAUUCAGGAAGAAAACAUUAUGAUAAUGGAAGACACAAUAUCCCGGGAGCUAUACGUGAUCGACAACUUGGAGAUGCUGCACAUCGGCUUGUAUCUAAUAGUUUACAGACAAAAGGUGGCAGGGGUAGGGGUGAGUAUGGUGAUCAUAGAUAUGCACUACCACCACCUACAUCCUACCCGGGUGUAUAUGGCCCACCUCGGCAAUCCUCCUACCAAUCAAACAGAUAUAAUAAUGGUCAUGAACACACCCGCGCUGGACCUAGUUCCAGCUAUUCUAAUUCAACACCUUUGGAAGACCCAUACUAUCCUCCUCAUCAUUUGGCAGGGCCCCACAGGGGGUUUGUUCCUCAUCAUGAGAGGGAUUAUCAUCAUAGACGUGGAGGAGGGUAUAAUCCGCCAGGUGGCAUUGACCCUUACCGUUCACAUGCCACACAUGUGAACCCAACUCCCCUCCAUCAUCCACCUCAUAUAGCACCACCACCAGCUCAUCGAAGUGGAUACCACAACAAUGCAAACUAUCAACCUUACGAUCAGUGGGUAGGCGGUGGGGUCAGCCCCCACCAGAGCAACCCAAGGGGUAGAGGAGGAUAUAAUAAACACCCACGCCAUUCCAGUAAUCAGUUUGCACCUUUAAGUAGGGGUUCAAAUAAACGACCUCCACCUGACUACUGACACUAGAUGACUUUGAUACUAUUUUUUUAGCUUUGGGAAUCUCAAUUAACAUUGUAGUUUGUAGUUGAGUAUUAUAACCAAACCCGUGCGGGGUCCCAUUUGUGACCAGUGGGACCCACAUAAGUUUAUUUCUAUGUUUGGUCAUCUGAGCACAUCAAAGUGUGUCGCAUUGGCUCAUUAGAAGAACUUGGCGUUAUACUUGCUCUGCCCAAACCUAUACGAGCCCCAUCGCCAAAGAGAUAUAGAGCAAACCAAAGCCGAAGUGAUCAUUAUCGCGUUGCUUCUUGCUAUAACAAGGUAUUAUCUAUACCUUCUGCUUGCCUUUGGAAUUGUGAAUUGUACCAUAGUGUGUUGCCAAAUUUCAUUCUUUGUCAAACAUCAUUUACAGUUUUCCCCCUCACACCACCCCAGAAAAUAGUGUAUUUUCAAUUAGUUGUAAGUUGGGUUAUAUGUUUGAGAAAUGAUAUUUGCAGUUUUGGAUAGCAAUUAGGUGUAUCCUUUUGCAUGCUGUUAGCAUUUGAUAAUUCCACCUAAUUCAUUUGGAGGAAAGAUAAAACAAUUUGAACCAU